Molecule: messenger RNA, 958 nt
Organism: Tigriopus californicus
Lineage: Eukaryota; Metazoa; Arthropoda; Copepoda; Harpacticoida; Harpacticidae
Gene: mRpL53
Exons: 1
Coding region: 419-958 (179 amino acids)
Cellular component (GO): mitochondrial large ribosomal subunit
Source: RefSeq, a predicted model, not a curated record
GGAGUUCGAGUCAAGUCGAAUAGCUAAAGCAGGGCAGCUAGACAGACCGCCAGACAGACAUCCAGACAGACAGACAGCCAUUGACCGGACCAUUGAUCCCUUGGGCAUUCAUCUCUAGCCUGUGUGUGACUUGGGUCGAGCCUGUGUCCAAUCCGUUGGAAUAAGCGAGAUCGUCUCUUGCCUAGGUGGCCCCUUGACCUAGUCCUUGACCUGCUUCACUAUGAUGCGUUUGGGCGGACCCGGAAUGGGUCAACUCCCGCCCUCCGAUCCCAAGGUGGAACGCGAUUUGGCCAACGCCGCCGUCAUCGGCAAUGGCAUCACUUUCGCUUUUAUCGUGGGCACGCUCCAUUUCUUACCGUAUGUCCUUGAACCCCUGGGAUUCGAGGUCUUUGUCUAGCUAGUAGUCUAAACGACCAAGAUGGCCGCUGCUAGCUUGAGCUUAGCCCGCCACACCUUCCUGGGUCGCACUGCCGAGUGUGUGGUCGGCCUACGGGCAUGUCCCGUGCGUCAUCACACGGGCUACAUCCCGUUCGAGGGGCGUUUCGGUCCGGAUCGCAAUUGUUUGGAUAAGAAAUUGGUGGACCAAUGGCGAGCGCUCAAUCUCCAACCCGUGGCCAAAAUCCAGUUCACUUUCGAUCCCAUCCGCGCCGAUGUUGGCUCCAUCCGCCAUUUCAUGCUCAUCACGUCCUACCCCAAGGUCCGUCAAACCAAUCCCCGAGUCAUUUAUAAGACCUCCGUGGUGAGUGAUCGCUCCGAUCCGGUUAUCCGAGUCGAGUUAGCCGAUGGUGGCUCUCAAAUCGUGUUCAAAGCCUCCCGCCUCUCGAUUUUGGACAUUUUGUACGAGUUCAAUAAAAUCAUGCUACCCUUGGUCAAGGAUGAGGCCGCACCCAGUGCCGCAUUGACCAAGUCCGCCAAGCAAGCCAAUACCACUUCGGCCAAACGAGGCCAACGAAGAUAG